AGUGGAGCUCGAGAUCCUGUUUACUGUGGACUAGCUGUGUGUGACGCCAUGUUGUUUUUGUUUCCAUUACAAAAAAAAAGCUCCACCGUCUCGCCGAGUGCCAGCAAGAGUCAUGAGUACUUGUCAACUCGACUCCUCAACUGGAGAUAACUUUCUAGCACCUCACCAUGGGGAAGGAUGUAUUCAUAUGCCUUCACCAGCACAUGCAUUAAACAUGCAGAGAGCUACACAAGUUCUUACCACCUUGGGGCACCAUUCAGGGUGCCUUUUCAUCUGAUUAAAUUUAUAAUGAACAGGGACAUUGCGGUUGUCCCAAGUGGAUGGUAUGAUGAUAGGAUGGUUUUCUGGCCCAGCUAUAAAAACACCGACAGAAUUGAAAGGGCCGUUUUAAAUGAGGAGCAGCAUGAGCCAAACUGGCCAAGAUUUGACGUUUCUGUUGUCCGAACUUGUGACAACUACAAAGACGCAUUAAAAAUAAUGCAACAAUAUGGAAAGGGCUGCGACACCUCAGACCUGCAAUCUGAGGCAGAGAACGAGGAGCUGCCGGAAAAAAGGAACAGGAAGCCAGUCCAUCGUCUCGGGGACUCAGAUGAUAGCGAAGAAGACCUGGGAAAUAGUGACCUCACAUCUCUGGGGUUGGCAAGCCAAUUGCACAGGCAGACUCCACCGUCUCGCCGAGUGCCAGCAAGAGUCAUGAGUACUUGUCAACUCGACUCCUCAACUGGAGAUAACUUUCUACCACCUCACCAUGGGGAAGGACGCAUUCAUAUGCCUUCACCAGCACUGCAUUAAACAUGCAGAGAGUUACACAAGGAACGGCAGUCCCUCCUCGACUCCCUCCACCCCCCUCACCAGCAGCCCUCAACAUGUGGCAGACAGAGGAGCCUGGAUCCAGCCUGGCCUACAGGCCAACAUGGCGAGGGGGAAGAAUGGCCGACAACAUUUCCUGCUCUGGUGCUGUGAGUAAAAAUGUGUUGACAAGGUCAGCCACGGACGCUGAGGUCACCAAACACGCCAUCAGGUGGUUCAGCUUGGCGGGGGAUCGGGCAACGAGGAGACGAGUCCCGCUUCCACCUCCUCAGGAGGAAUAGAGAUGU
This is a messenger RNA of Entelurus aequoreus (snake pipefish), 1097 nucleotides long. RefSeq lists its product as uncharacterized. The record is from RefSeq and is a predicted model, not a curated record. Lineage: Eukaryota; Metazoa; Chordata; Actinopteri; Syngnathiformes; Syngnathidae. Bases 178 to 792 code for a protein of 204 amino acids. The transcript is spliced from 11 exons.